GAAAAAUUAAUGGCUUCAUGGUGUAAAAAGUAUGUGAAGGGUGAUGUAGUCCUGGCAGCCAAAGUGAAGUUACAAAGUUCAGUCUGCAUGGCAAAAAGAAGUGCGAUAGACUGUGGUGUUUGAUCGACAGGCUCCAUGGCUCAGUAUUCUCGUGUUUCGGGAUCUGUUUGCUUGAUUACUCUCCAGAAUCCGCCUGUCAACGCUCUUAGUGCAGCGGUGAGGCAGGGCAUCGUUGACACGGUUAAGAGAGCCCUCAAUGACUCAAAGGUGAAGUCUGUUGUCAUCUGUGGCCAGAAUGGAGUAUUUUGUGGAGGGGCGGACAUCAAGGAGUUUGGGACAAACAUGUCCGGGCCUCCGCUGAUACCGAUGAUCCACGCCAUCGAGGCUGCAAAUAAGCCUGUGGUGGCAGCCAUAGAGGGUAGCGCUUUAGGCGGAGGCCUUGAGUUGGCGCUUGGCUGUCAUUAUCGAGUGGCUCACUCUAAGGCCAUACUAGGGCUUCCAGAGGUGACUCUGGGUCUGCUGCCAGCUGCAGGGGGAUCCCAACGUCUGCCAAGGCUCAUCGGGGUCCCAGCUGCCUUAAACCUCAUCACCACAGGCCGCCAUGUGACUGCUGCUGAGGCACUGCAACUUGGAAUAGUGGAUCAGGUGACUGAUCACAGCAGUGUGGACACAGCUGUGAAGUUUGCUCUGAGUGUUGCAGGUCAGUCGCUGGAUUCUCGUCGUAUAAGCACUUAUCCGUGUCCACGCCCAUCCGAUUUAGAUGCUCUGUUUGAGGAGGCGAUGCAGAAGGUGCGUCAGAGCGCCCGCGGAGCUAUUGCACCAGUUGCAUGUGUCCAGGCGGUGCGGGCAGCUGCCACCCUGCCUUACACUCAGGGCAUGGAGCAGGAGAAAGAGCUGAUGGCCACUCUGUUCACCUCAGGCCAGGCCCGCGCCAUGCAGUACUGCUUCUUCGCUCAGAGAGCCGUUGGCAGGUGGAGCAUGCCCAGUGGAGCCCGCUGGGACACAAGCAAGCCCAGGCCUGUACUUAAAGCAGCUGUCAUUGGUCUCGGCACCAUGGGGAGAGGCAUAGCAGUGUCUCUGGCUCAGACAGGGUUGUCUGUGGUUGCCGUGGAGACCCAGGAGAGGCAGUUGAUGGAGGCAAAGCAGGCGGUAUCCGGCAUGUUGCAGCGAGGGGCUAAGAGACGCGGGGUUGCUCCUGCGCUCAAUAGGAUCAGUUACAUUUCGAACAUCCAGGCUGUAGCUGACGUAGACCUGGUCAUCGAGGCUGUGUUUGAGGACAUGGCCCUGAAGGAGAAAGUCUUCCAGCAGCUGUCUGCCAUUUGUAAACCAGGCACUCUCCUGUGCACCAACACAUCUGCACUAGACGUGGACCACCUGGCCUCUCAAACCCGCAGCCCGGAGCUGGUGGUUGGGAUGCACUUCUUUGCCCCAGCCCAUGUCAUGAAGCUGCUGGAGGUGGUGUACGGGUCGCGGUCCUCUCCUCAAGCUGUGGCCACUGCCAUGCAACUGGGGAAGAAAAUGGGCAAAGUUAGCGUGGCUGUUGGCAACUGCCGGGGCUUUGUGGGGAAUCGCAUGCUAAAGCCGUACCUCGAACAAGCUUUCUUCCUGUUGGAGGAGGGAGCCACACCUGAGUUGGUAGAUGGAGCGCUGGAGGAGUUUGGUUUCGCCAUGGGUGUGUUCAGAAUGUCCGACCUCUCUGGGCUCGACGUGGGCUGGAGAGUCAGAAAGGGAGACGGGCUGGUGGAGCCCGGCUUGGAAUCAGGCCAAUCAGCUAGAAUCCGACAAGGCCGCAGGUACAGCCCUCUGGGAGAUCUGCUCUGUGAGCAGGGACGCUUUGGCCAAAAAACAGGCCGGGGAUGGUACCAGUAUGACACACCCGGCGGUCGGGUUGCCAAGUCUGACCUUUGGCUGCACAGCUUUCUGGAGGGAUACAGAGCCCGGCACGACCUGGUGGCACGACGCAUAGACCACCAGGAGGUGCUGGAGCGUUGUCUCUAUGUCCUGAUCAACGAGGGCUUCCACAUCCUGGAGGACGGAAUAGCUGCGGGACCCGAAGACAUCGAUGUCAUCUAUGUGUUUGGCUACGGCUGGCCCAGGCACCGCGGGGGUCCCAUGUUCUACGCCAGCAUGGUGGGGCUUGCGAAGGUCCUGGAGAGGCUGGAGCACUACCACCAAGCUCACCCUGACGUGCCCUACCUGAAACCCUGCAACCUCCUCAGGAGGCUGGUGGCCAGUGGCAGCCCACCUAUCCACAGGUGGAGAGAAGUCAUCAAGAAACACCACAGCCAGCUUUAAAUCUGAAACAUUUCAGCUUUGAUCUCUUUAUUCACUUAAAUAAUGAUAAUUUUAUCUUACUUUAUAUUGUGCUUUAUAAUAAUACUGAUUUGUUUCUUAUCUAAAUUGUGAUUAUUGGCGAUAUUGCAGGAGCCUGCUCCACUUUAUGUGAUUAUGUGAUAUUAUAAUAUCUUGGACUGUGAGCCUACACUGAGUUGCCAGUUUAUUAGGUACACCUACAGUAUCAAGGCAACCUCCAGGGCUGAAAAAUGAAGCUAGUGCAAAGUGCCAAAAACUGCAGUUCAUUGAAUGGUGACUUGAGGCUGGCAAGUCAAUCACCAUAGACUCUCAUACUCAAAUGAAAGCUAGCUGCUAGGUUUCAGCAACCAGGCUUUAGUCUGCCCACCCUUGGAUCAGCCCGGGAGUUGGCAGGUACUGCCAAGAUGGCAAUGGCCAGAGCCACCAUCACUGAGCUUCACCACGGCUCCUCAGAAACCUAUGGGUGACGUCACGGAGGCCACGCCCAUGUCUUAUACAGUCUUUGUACAGUAUACAUUAUAAUGCCAUUCAACACAACAGCCCUGCAAGAAAUACUGUAUGAGAGCUAAUGAUUGAACCUGAAAUAUAUUGAUUUCAUUAUUGUUUCUAAUAUUUUGUCUCCCUCAUGUGUGUAAAUGGUGGUGGUCAAAAUACUGGGUUACCUUUUGAUAUACUGCAACUAGUAUAACUACUAUCACAGAGCCUGUAUUGUAAAUCAUUCAUUUGCACAGACAUAUCUAAUAAACUGGUGAUUUGAAUAUAUGGUCUCACUCUGUUAUAACAGAUUUCUAUAAAGACAACCAGAACACAAUCUGCUGUUAAAUCUGGGUGUUUUUGUUAUCCUCAGAAUGGCAACAGAGAUGAUUACUGAUUUUCCUAUAUUAGGUUUGUUUGUUAUUAAUUAUGUAUAAUACAUAUUUUGGUACUUUUUACUGUAUGUACAAUAUGUAACAAUACCAAAUUAAUCUACAUCUAUCUGAUGAUGCAUCAAUAAAGACC
This is a messenger RNA of Chelmon rostratus (copperband butterflyfish), 3312 nucleotides long. RefSeq names its product enoyl-CoA, hydratase/3-hydroxyacyl CoA dehydrogenase (gene ehhadh). Gene Ontology annotation, biological process: fatty acid beta-oxidation. Gene Ontology annotation, cellular component: peroxisome. The coding region runs from base 136 to 2295 and encodes 719 amino acids. Gene Ontology annotation, molecular function: NAD+ binding; (3S)-3-hydroxyacyl-CoA dehydrogenase (NAD+) activity. The transcript is spliced from 7 exons. The record is from RefSeq and is a predicted model, not a curated record. Lineage: Eukaryota; Metazoa; Chordata; Actinopteri; Chaetodontiformes; Chaetodontidae.